This is a messenger RNA of Xiphophorus maculatus (southern platyfish), 3358 nucleotides long. It is a transcript of the gene xpo7, whose product is annotated as exportin 7. Bases 16 to 3291 code for a protein of 1091 amino acids. Gene Ontology annotation, molecular function: small GTPase binding; nuclear export signal receptor activity. Lineage: Eukaryota; Metazoa; Chordata; Actinopteri; Cyprinodontiformes; Poeciliidae. The record is from RefSeq and is a predicted model, not a curated record. Gene Ontology annotation, cellular component: nuclear pore; cytoplasm. Gene Ontology annotation, biological process: protein export from nucleus. The transcript has 28 exons.
AGGAGUGAGAGGUGCAUGAAAUGGAGAAAAAUGGCGGAUCAUGUGCAGGGCCUUGCCCAGCUGGAGAUCCUGUGUAAGCAGCUGUAUGAGACCACCGACACCGCCGUGCGACACCAGGCAGAGAAAGCUCUGGUGGAGUUCACCAACAGCCCUGACUGUCUCAGUAAAUGUCAGCUGCUGCUGGAGAGAGGCAGUUCUUCUUAUUCUCAGCUACUUGCCGCCACUUGUUUAUCUAAACUGGUGUCUCGGACCAGUAACCCUUUACCCCUUGAGCAACGCAUUGACAUUCGGAACUAUGUGUUGAAUUACCUGGCAACACGGCCGAAGUUAGCAGCAUUUGUGACCCAGGCUCUGAUCCAGCUUUAUGCCCGGAUCACCAAACUGGGCUGGUUUGACUGUCAGAAAGAUGACUACGUCUUUAGAAACGUCAUCGCUGAUGUUACGCGAUUCCUGCAGGACAGCGUGGAGCAUUGCAUCAUAGGUGUCACCAUCCUGUCCCAGCUGACGAACGAGAUAAAUCAGGCCGACACAACGCAUCCGCUGACCAAACAUAGGAAGAUUGCGUCAUCGUUCAGAGACUCCUCGCUCUUUGACAUCUUCACACUUUCCUGCAACCUCCUCAAACAGGCUUCAGGGAAGAACCUGAACCUGAACGAUGAGUCCCAGCACGGCCUGCUGAUGCAGCUCCUCAAGCUCAGCUACAAUUGCCUCAACUUUGAUUUUAUAGGAACUUCCACAGACGAGUCAUCAGAUGACCUUUGCACUGUACAGAUUCCAACAUCAUGGAGAUCAGCGUUUCUCGAUUCCUCCACCCUGCAGCUGUUUUUCAAUUUAUAUCAUUCCCUCCCUCCGUCCCUUUCCCCGCUGGUGCUGUCCUGUUUAGUUCAGAUCGCCUCUGUCAGGCGGUCUCUCUUCAACAAUGCAGAGCGAGCAAAGUUCCUCUCCCAUCUGGUGGACGGCGUGAAGAGGAUAUUGGCGAACCCACAAUGUCUGCCGGAUCCCAACAACUACCACGAGUUCUGCCGCCUGCUGGCGAGGCUGAAGAGUAACUACCAGCUGGGAGAACUGGUCAAAGUGGAAAACUACCCUGAGGUGAUCCGUCUCAUUGCCAACUUCACCGUCACCAGCCUGCAGCACUGGGAGUUUGCCCCCAACAGUGUCCACUACCUGCUGAGUCUGUGGCAGCGCCUGGCAGCGUCUGUCCCCUACGUCAAAGCCACCGAGCCCCACCUGCUGGAGACCUACACCCCAGAGGUGACCAAGGCCUACAUCACGUCGCGGCUGGAGUCGGUCCACGUCAUCCUCAGAGACGGCUUAGAGGACCCUCUGGAUGACGCUGGGCUGGUCCAGCAGCAGUUGGACCAGUUGUCCACCAUCGGCCGGUGUGAGUACGAGAAGACGUGUGCUCUGCUGGUGCAGCUGUUUGACCAGGCAGCUCAGACCUACCAGGAGCUGCUGCAGUCCACCAACUCCAGUGCUGCAGACGUCACCGUGCAGGAGGGUCGGUUGACAUGGUUGGUCUAUAUAAUCGGAGCCGUGAUCGGUGGACGGGUGUCGUUUGCCAGUACGGAUGAGCAGGAUGCCAUGGAUGGAGAGUUGGUCUGCCGGGUUCUGCAGCUGAUGAACCUGACGGACUCCCGGCUGGCUCAGGCAGGCAACGAGAGGCUAGAGCUGGCCAUGCUCAGCUUCUUCGAACAGUUCCGAAAAAUCUACAUCGGCGACCAGGUGCAGAAGUCCUCAAAGCUUUAUCGACGAUUAUCAGAGGUUCUGGGGCUGAACGAUGAGACGAUGGUACUCAGCGUCUUUAUAGGGAAAAUCAUUACAAACUUGAAGUACUGGGGCCAGUGUGAGCCGAUCACGUCCAAAACCCUCCAGCUGCUGAACGACCUCUCCUUAGGAUACAGCAGCGUGAGGAAGCUGGUGAAGCUCAGCGCUGUCCAGUUCAUGCUGAACAACCACACCAGUGAGCAUUUCUCUUUCCUGGGCGUGAACAACCAGUCCAACCUGAGUGACAUGCGCUGUCGGACCACCUUCUACACGGCCUUGGGUCGCCUGCUCAUGGUCGAUCUGGGUGAGGACGAGGACCAGUUUGAACAGUUCAUGUUACCUCUGACUGCUGCGUUUGAGGCUGUGGCUCAGAUGCUGAGUACGAACACAUUCAACGAGCAGGAAGCCAAGAGGACUUUGGUGGGUUUGGUGCGAGACCUCCGGGGCAUCGCGUUUGCCUUCAACGCCAAGACAAGUUUCAUGAUGCUGUUCGACUGGAUAUACCCAACGUACAUGCCCAUCCUGCAGCGGGCCAUUGAGCUGUGGUACCACGACCCGGCCUGCACCACUCCUGUCCUCAAGCUAAUGGCGGAGCUCGUUCACAACAGAUCGCAGCGGCUUCAGUUUGAUGUAUCGUCACCAAAUGGGAUCCUGCUGUUCAGGGAAACCAGCAAGAUGAUCACCACAUACGGGAACCGGAUCCUGACGCUGGGCGAGGUUCCUAAGGACCAGGUGUACGGCGUCAAGCUGAAGGGCGUCAGCGUGUGCUUCGCCAUGCUCAAGGCCGUGCUCAGCGGAAACUACGUCAACUUUGGGGUCUUCCGUCUCUAUGGCGAUGACGCCCUGGACAACGCCUUGCAAACCUUCAUCAAACUACUGCUCUCCAUCCCUCACAGUGACUUACUAGAUUACCCGAAGCUCAGCCAGUCCUUCUACUCUCUGCUGGAGGUUCUGACUCAGGACCACAUGAACUUCAUCGCCAGUUUAGAGCCGCACGUCGUCAUGUACAUCCUGUCAUCGAUAUCAGAAGGCCUCACGGCGCUGGAUACGAUGGUGUGCACCGGCUGCUGCUCCAGUUUGGACCACAUAGUCACCUACCUGUUCAAGCAGCUGUCACGCUCCACCAAGAAGAGGCCUGCUCCCAUGGCAACAGACGACCGCUUCCUGCACAUCAUGCAGCAGCACCCAGAGAUGAUCCAGCAGAUGCUGUCCACCGUGUUGAACAUCAUCAUCUUCGAGGACUGCAGGAAUCAGUGGUCCAUGUCCAGGCCACUGCUGGGCCUUAUCCUGCUCAAUGAGAAGUAUUUCGCUGACCUGAGGAACAGCAUCGUCAGCAGCCAGCCUCCUGAGAAGCAGCAGGCCAUGCACUUAUGCUUUGAGAACUUGAUGGAGGGAAUAGAGCGAAACCUUCUAACAAAGAAUCGAGACAGGUUCACACAGAACCUGUCCGUGUUCAGGAGGGAAGUCAAUGACAGCAUGAAGAACUCGACGUACGGCGUCAACAGCAACGACAUGAUGAGCUGACAUUCCACACGGCAGAGCCUCACCCAGCUGCAGAGCGGGCGCCCCCCAGACCCCCACCCUGCGUCCC